Messenger RNA from Exophiala oligosperma, 3520 nucleotides. RefSeq lists its product as uncharacterized. Gene Ontology annotation, biological process: phosphatidylcholine biosynthetic process. The record is from RefSeq and is a predicted model, not a curated record. NCBI's taxonomy places the organism in Eukaryota, Fungi, Ascomycota, Eurotiomycetes, Chaetothyriales, Herpotrichiellaceae. Bases 434 to 3373 code for a protein of 979 amino acids. Gene Ontology annotation, molecular function: phosphatidylethanolamine N-methyltransferase activity. The transcript has 2 exons.
CUCGGCAUAUGCAGUGCCUUGGAGUUUUCAUUUCUGUGGGUGCAUUCUCCGUCUGCGCUCCUCCAAUUGUCGGGCCAUGCUGCAAGGCUCAUGGCGUCAUUUGAAGAGAAUCCCCCACAGAGAGAAUUCGGCCGUGCACGUGAUGGCCAACAACACGUACCGAAACCUCCAUCCACUGCCAAUUUGCAGGUCCCCAGCCAAGACCCCUCUGUCCUUAGAGUCUUCUUCCUCGCCCACUUUCCCUCGGCCUCUGCUUCACUCGGAACUCCUUGUUGAGAGCCAGACACAUGGAAUACAACCUGGGUCAGUCUAUGGCGCACUCAGUUUGUCUUCCUUGAUUUUUCCGUGUUUGUUGUUUAGCUGUACGGAUUUAAUUCUUUGCUUGACUUUAGCAAGUUAGCUAGGUUGUUCCUCGGUGGCAACGGAUUCAAGCAUGGAUCCCACUGCCGAGUCCGCGGCCGAGGGUCUUCGCAAGAGGAAUGCUCCGAUCCACGCCAACACUCAGCAGGAAGCCAGACAGGCGGUCCUGGACCUCAAUGCUGCUGAAGAGAAAUCAAACAAGCAGGAGCAAGACAGAAAGACCUUUGGUCGCACUCCCGAUGGAACUGUGUUCACUGUGCCAUACACACAUGACAUGGUCUCACAGCUGCUCUCGCCCACAGAGCCCAAGAACCUGGGAGACCUCCUUGUUCUAUUUAUCCUUUUGCUGCACAUUUUGUUGGCUUGGUCGCUUCCAGCGGCAUAUCGGAAACCCAUUCUCGCAGCCAUAUUUCUCUUCUGGAGAGCAGGCUACAACAUUGGCAUUGGCUAUCUUCUGCAUAUGCAGUCUCACCACAAGAUGCUUGUGAGAUGGGCACGCAGACUUAAGCUCUUCCCUAGCGCCUCCAAUGGUGAGAACCCGCACCCAAAGAUACGAGCCUUUGCCAAACGAGAACUCGAGACAAAGAUUGCUAAAGAUUACGACUUCGAUACCGCUCCCCUUGAGUAUAACACUUGGUUGAUUUUCCGUCGUAUCGUCGAUCUAAUCUUGAUGUGCGACUUCGUUUCGUACAUGCUGUUUGCCAUGUCCUGUGGUCACCGACCGACUGGAGAAUUAUUCGUUACCACGUUCUUGCGGUGGGCUACUGGAAUUUCCCUCUUUGCCUUCAAUUUGUGGGUUAAGUUGGACGCGCAUCGAGUGGUGAAGGACUAUGCCUGGUAUUGGGGCGACUUUUUCUACCUCGUCGAUCAAGAAUUGACCUUUGAUGGAGUGUUCGAGAUGGCCCCUCACCCCAUGUAUUCGAUAGGCUAUGUCGGCUACUAUGGCAUCUCGCUCAUGGCAGCCAGCUACAAAGUUCUAUUCAUCUCAAUCAUCGCUCACGCCGCUCAAUUCGCUUUCUUGGUGUUGGUCGAAAGCCCACAUAUCGAACGUACCUACAGCUCUCCUCCGCCACGAAGAUCAAUCAACGAAUUGCCGAUAGCAGCACAAGGAGAAAACCCGUCAAAUGAUCUGAGUACUACAGAUGAUGUCUGGCCCCGUCCCGCUCAUGCACAACCCUCCCAAACGCACAAUCUCCUGGGCCUAAACAAUAUCGAUCUAUAUCGAACCACCGACUCUGCCGUCCUCGUGUUACAGAUCUACAUCUUUGCUUUGACUAUGCUGACACCGAACACGACAUUUUAUCAAACAUUCUUCGUCGUCAACGCUGCGAUAUGGAGAGUCUGGUAUUCUGCUGGUAUUGGGUACCUACUUAACAGGCAGUCAUCCAAGAAGAAGUGGACCAGACAUUUUCUGAAGUACGGCGAAAGCACUGGUGAGGCGUGGAGACAAUGGAAAGGCACAUACCACCUCAGUAUGAUUCUAUGCUAUGCCUGGUUUACUGCCGCGGCAUGGAAGAUGUACACCAUGCCAGCAAACUGGGAUUAUGGGCUUGUCUUAUUGAAGCACGUUGUGGGCUUGAGUUUGAUUGCGCUUCAGGUAUGGGUCUCGUUCAGCAUCUAUGAUCAACUUGGCGAGUUCGGAUGGUUCUUCGGAGAUUUCUUCUUUGACCACUCCUCCAAGUUGACCUAUGGCGGCAUCUAUCGAUUUCUGAACAACCCCGAACGCGUGCUAGGCCUCGCAGGUAUCUGGGGAGUUGCACUCAUCACUGGAAGCAAAGCUAUUUUCUGCUUGGCUUUGCUGAGUCACACACUUAGUCUAGCAUUCAUUCAAUAUGUUGAGCGACCUCACAUGCAGAAGCUGUAUGGCCGAAGUCUUCGACAAGAUGCUGGAUUGGUCAGAAGCCUGCGCAGAUCGCUACCGCCACCGUUGCGACAGUGGCAAGAUGGCAUGGACAAGAUGUUGGACGAGACGUUCGAUUACCUCGAGGACUUCUUUGAUGCUGUACGUCCCAAGUUGACGGCCGGUGUCACCACCAUUGCUCAGGACGUCAAAGACCUCAUUCCAAAACAUACAGCACGUGUCACGAUCACGAAAGUAGAACCCGAGGUUGUCGGUCUAAACCCUGAGGACUACAAACUCGAGAUCGAAGGCACUCCAGCCUCUCCUUUGGUUGACUCGCAGCGAUCAAGCGACAAAGAGUCAGGCGUCGUUCGUACACCAGACGAACGCACCACUGGGAAAAAAGCUCUUCUGUUCGAGUAUGGUGCUCCCAUCAAAGUCAGCUGGACGGCGCCCCUUAAUCAUGGUGCGAAGGAUUGGGUUGGUCUUUACAUGGUCACUGACAAUGCAUCUCGCGACGUGACCACAAUUUCCUCAUCGGGUCGUUGGAUUGCCACCAAUAUCCACGAAUAUGACCUGCUGAAUUCUGAAAAGGGCAUCGUUUCCAGUAAUGUGAAGACUACUGUGAAAGGCCAGGACGGUUCCGAAAAGGAGUGCUUGACUGGUGAAAUGAUCUUCUCAGGCGAUAAACUAUGGUGGACCCAAGGUGUCUUCGAGUUCCGCUAUCAUCACAACGGCAAGCAUAACGUCAUGGCAGUCUCACGGCCCUUUGAAGUUCGCAUUCCACGAUUCAGCGAAGAUGAUCUGGAAGCCACAGACAUCCCCACACCAGAAGGCGCAAUGCUGACUCAGAAUGAUAUUUUGAUCCGACGGUCUAUCGAGAGCACGCUUCUCUCCAUUGUGCAGAACUGCUUCGAUCGGGACCCAGAUAUCGCGCCGAGCACCCCUUCAGAAGCCUUCGGCAGCUUAGUGGAUCGAGACGGAAAGUACGCCAAACGCGUAGUCUACGCUAUCCAUCAGAUGUUUGGCAUCGAGUUUGCCCCCCAGGUCGUCAAGGCGGACGGCAAGGUCGAGAAUCUGGCCUGGCGCAUCUGGGAAGCAAAGAAGGUUCUGGCACCAUUCAGCAUGUCGAGAUCCAAGGGGACGACUACACCGGUUGGAAGUGAUAUUUGAAUUGAAGACAAGCUUUGAAAAUACAUCUCGGCAUUUACCGGUGUUUGGGGAUAAGCAGCCAAAAAACAAGCAUAGCUUCAUAUUGUCAGGGCUUUUGUACAUAGACUAUUGCAUAUCGAAGCAAGAAAGCAUGCUUCUGUUCUGCUC